AUGUGGCGUCAUUUUUUUUUGAUAAAAAAUACGAAAAUGCGUGAACUGAUGCUUCUGCUGUUAAUCUCCAGCCGUAUUCUCUCGAUGGUCAUCCCUUCCGGCUCUGAAUAUUUUUGGGAGGAGGGCUGGGAAUGGCCGGGCCGAAGAGAUACUCUGUGCGGUUGCUGUAAAUCUAUUGUGACGUUUAUUCAAUCAAAAAUAGCUGAAGACGCCAUUCAGCUACAAAAGGACGCCGAAAAAGAAUGUGAAGAUCUUUUUGUUGGCUUUUUCAUCGCGCCUUGCAAGGCGAUCGUGGAUGUGUUUUUCAACCAGAUCUACCAAGACCUCAAAAAGGGCAUGAACCCCACCCAAGUGUGCACCGAGCUACGAUAUUGUGGGAAC
Messenger RNA from Mesorhabditis spiculigera, 381 nucleotides. The record is from the annotation of a GenBank genome assembly. NCBI's taxonomy places the organism in Eukaryota, Metazoa, Nematoda, Chromadorea, Rhabditida, Rhabditidae.